AUGUGGGUGUUGCUGAAUUCACAAUCGAGCAGUUGGAACGUGGUGGAGCGGCUCAUCUUUCCGGCGCCCAAGGUGUCCUACACGAUCCACAGCUUCCCCAGAGAGCUGAUCCUCAUCCCACGCCAGGAUGGUGCCAAAGUACCGUGCUUGUUCCUUCCAUUUCAACAUGCUCGUUUCCUGUUCAUCUACUUUCACGCCAACGCGGAGGAUUUGGGCUUGAGCUACGGCUUCUGCAAGAUGCUCAGAGAUCUCUUUCAAGUUCAUGUCUUGGCCGUGGAAUACCCUGGCUAUGGCAUCUGUCCUGGAAGUUGCGAUGAGGCCGGCAUCAUGGCCAAUGCGCAUGCGGCAUUUCACUUUGCAACGGAAACGCUGAAGUGGCCCAAAGAUGGCAUCAAGCUCUUUGGUAGAUCUUUGGGAACCGGUCCCACGGUGCAACUGGCGGCCAAGGCGGAGGUUGCCGGUGUCAUCCUGAUCAGUCCCUUUACGAGCAUCCGCGAGCUCUUUCGCGGGCAGAUCGGACAAAUGGCAGAUUUUUUGGAGAAUCGCUUUCCGAAUUUGGAGUUGACGCCGAAGAUCAGAAGUCCGACCUUGAUCAUUCAUGGCUUACAAGACUCCCUGGUCUCUCCGGAGCAUGGGCGAAGGAUCUAUGCCUCCAUUGGCUGUAAGCGGAUGAUUGUGACGCCACACAACAUGAGUCACAACACCUCCUUGCUGAAGGACGCUGCGACCUUCAUUCUGCCCAUGACGCAUUUCUUCUCUUUGCCCGACUACAGCUUCGAAGAGCUUUCACUUCCCAGCUGGGUUUUCCCUGCUGGUGAUGCUGAUCUCCAGUCUAGCAAGCAGAGAUACGACUUGGAAUGGUUUCCGCCCAUGUGCACGCACAGCUGCAUCCAGCCACGCAACAAGGAGGAGGCCAUGGUGGAGCCCAUCAGCAGACUCAAAGCGUGCCAUGGGCCGCCCGAAGACGCCGAGGCGGAAGUGCGUGUUUUUUCACUGCCAGCGGAAACCGGCAGUUCCGCUGCAUCGCCCACUGACACGGAUCAUGACUGGACUGAUGCCAGCGGCAUCAGCGCUGUGCCGACGGAUCUACGGACUGCACCUGCGCAAGCUGCGCUUGAUGCGCCGGUGCAGGUGGUGACACACUGUCUUCCAAGUGAAUCGCGCGGAAACUUCAAGACGGAGUUGUGA
Molecule: messenger RNA, 1188 nt
Organism: Cladocopium goreaui
Lineage: Eukaryota; Dinophyceae; Suessiales; Symbiodiniaceae
Source: the annotation of a GenBank genome assembly